UCCGUUUUAUAAUAUUUAAAGAGCUUGUCAAAAACUGUAAACAUACUUGUUUUUGACGAACCGACGUUAAUCCUAACACGUUAUGGUUAUUUAGUGGAUUAUUAUUUAAGUCUGUAAGUACUAAGUUCGAGUGUUUUACGGAGUGGUGAAAGUUUUUAUAGACAGUGCAGUGAAAACCGCGGUGUUCCAAUUCUUGGAACUUUUGGACUUAGUGUUUUAUAUGGAGUAAUUUCACGCGGGGACUACCUUAUACAAGUGAAUAACUAUCUUACCCCCAUCCCCAUAUUAUGGGACUUCAGGUGGACCCGAGUGGGGUCCAGUCCCCGCUGAAAAUGUCCAGGAAGAUGUCGGAGGUUGACUACAUUCCGACCCUAGACGACCAGGUCAUCCGACAGACGUCGGCGUCGGCGGUCAAAACGUCUGGUACGACGAAACAAUGGGGACGGGUGAAAAAUGUCGCCCAUAUCUUGAGUGAAGCGCAUUUGGACGACGAUGAGGAUCUGAGUCAGUCAGAGAGAGACGAUAUUUUGUGUUCACCGAAACGCUUCGGUGUAGAUGACUUUCACAAGACUGCUCAAUUAUUAAUGAAAUCGAAGAAACUUGCUCAGAAAAUAAAGACUAGGUACAAUAGUGCUCGGACGGCAGAGAAGUUGAAGAGCAAAACAGCCGCUGAAUGGCAGGAUUUAUCGGAGUUUGCACUUCGACCUGUGGAAAAAAUGGAUAAAUUUGAUUUGAAACAAGUGUAUCAGAAAAUGAAAAGAAAGAAACAAAUGAAAAUAGCCGUGUUGCAAUCACAGUUUAUAAGUGACCUUCCAGAAAUGUCUAAAAUGACUGUGAAAGAACAUCUUGGACGAAAAAUAUCAGCGCUAGAACGCUUAAAGACAUCAAAGUUUGUGGUUGAUCCGUGUCAAGUACCGUUAGAAAAAGAAAACUCAUGUCUGAGCCAACCGGCUAAUAGCACUUCCAGUCGGCGGCAGAGUAAGCUGCGAUAUAGCAUAGACCUUGACAUCGCGCCGGUGCUCCCCCGCUUGCCGAAUUACAAUCAAGGCGUAGAGCCGAUGGCGCAGGUCCGUCUGUCCUCGAUCGACAUUGACCGCGAGAUUGCAGUGUCGCGGAACCGGGAGCGCCUUGAGAGCGAGCUCGAGCUGCCCAUUGACCGACUGGCGCGGCUUACGCUACUCAGGAAUAACGUACAGACGAUCAAUGGAAAGUUUCUGAAGCUGGCACAGGGGAAGCGGAAAGAGGGCGGCACGAAGACGGACACUGAACAAGAGGAAGAGACGCCCUACUAUGCCCCAUCCAGGUUCACUCAAAAUGGCAUGGCACAAUCAUUCUUCAAGAAAUAUGCCAGAAUCGUUGUCAUCGUCACACAAUGGAUUAACAUGAUCAUGUCAAAACAGAAUGACUUUGAGAAGGAGCUGAAGUCGUUCGUGGACAUCGCCAACGAGGUUGAGGAAAAGGCGGUGACCACGGCCCUCCAUGACACAGCACUUACCUUUGACAAGAAACUGUUCAAGGCGAAUACAGAGAUCUCAUUAAGUACAGAGGUACGGAAAAUUCUCACCACGAGUUGGCAGUCCCGGACACCACAAAUGAUCAAACAGGUGAUGAACGGUCUUCAAUCUCUGCGUUCUCUGUCCGAGUACCCUGUAUCAACACAAGCAAAACUCUGCAAGGUCGCAUGGUACCAGACGAUUGGAGCAAAGAAGUUGAUAGUACGCCAAGGUCACCACGCCGAGUCCUUCUACUUCAUUUUGUCUGGCACAGCGUUCGUGAAGAAGAUGAUACAGGACCCUGUGACUGGAGAGCCAAAAGCCCAAGUGGCUGCCAGACUCACCAAGGGCCACAGCUUCGGGGAGAUCGGUUUACUGUUUGACACGCUGCGGACGGCGACGGUGGAGAGCGCCACGCCCAUGGAACUGCUCGUGAUUGGCAAGGAGGACUUUGUACGCAUCUUCAUGAAGGCGGAAAACCCAGACGAUGAGCCUGAACACAUCAAAUUUCUCAAACAAAUACCAUUUAUAUCGUCAUGGCCACUGGAAGUGUUAAAGCUGGAAGCAGGGGCGUGUCUAACGCAUUAUUUCAAACGAGGCAGCCUGGUUACGGACAAUGACCGCCAUAGUGAAUGGAUCUAUUUUAUCAUGUCGGGCUCGUGCGAGGUGUUAAAGAAGCUGAAGGCGGUAAAGGCGCGUAACCUGCGCGAGAUCCGGCCAAAGUCCGACAUUAUGUCCGACAUCAUACUACCCGAGCUGGGCACGUCGAACCCACACGCGAAGAUUGACAGCGGUCGCCGGCGGUACCAGCGGCGGACCAUACACCCGGAAGUGUUCGAGGAUAUGACAAACUAUUACGAUUCGCUGCGCAAGAAAUAUAAGGCGAUAUCGAACGAAGGUCAAACCAAACCCGCAAAACCACAACUAAAAGAAGACACUGACAUCGAACUAGACGACAUGCCGACACAGGCGGACUUGCAGCUCCCGAAGAUGUUCACCCAAACCGCCUCCGCCCGAAAGUUCUCCCUUACGGAGCGUCCGGCACGGGUCCGUUUCCUGGACGAAGGGGGAAACACGGUGUUCAAUGUCGGUGAAGAGGAAGAGGUAGAGGAUGUCUUUACGCUGGUCCCGGCCGUGCCCCUUAACAACGAACGACCGGCUUCGAGAGCGAAGUUUGAUGAAAACUUUCCCAAGUUGCAGCCAGAAAAUUUUCGUCUACCGUCUCGCGAAAAACUGAGUCAGCAGUACCGGCCUACGUCACGGAUGACGUCAUACAUGGCGCCCCCUAACCCACCGGAAGAUGUGUUCGUAAAGGUGGAGCUGCUUCAGACAAAGGAAUGCUUUGGACUGAAUACGUUGAAGUUCGUCCUAGACGGAGAUGAUGAAGUGUUUGACGUGGAAGGUGGAUUGGAGACGCCCAUUCUCUCAUUGGUGAGUCGAGGAGCGGAAGUGAUCAUGUUGUCCAAGAAGGUGUUCCUCAAGUACGCUGACCAGGUGUGUAGACUGCGUCUCCGGGACAUGAUCAAAGUUUACCCACCCGAGAACGCCAUGCAGGAAAACAUGCAGCUCGAAGCGGACUGGUCUGCGUACAAGGGAGACGUCCUCACAAACUAUAUAACGCAUAUGAAAUCUAAGCGGGACAACAUGGAGCCGAAGCCGAGGUGCAAGUCGAACAUGUACUGAACUUACAGUUUUAAGCUAUAUACUGUAUAUAAUACAAAGACCCCAGCAGGGCAAUUUUUGCUGAAACCGAGAUAUAAGUCAGAUAUGAUUGCCUUUGAAAACGGCCGUAUACACUUCGUAAGAAUAUAAAAUAUAAACAUGUACGCGGAAGUGAAGCUUGGUGAUGUAAAUGAAAUACAUUUGCGGUGCUUAACAAAAAGACAUAAGUGGCUGGCAGCAGAUUCUUUCGGGCUAUCAUGGAAUGUCGCUAUGGGCAGACAAUGUACUUUUACAUCAUUAGAAGAAAAUCCUGUUGUACUUAUAUACGCUUUGUUCAGGAGACAAAACGCACUGGCAUCGGAUUUUAUUUUUUUUUAAUCAAAAACAAAUCUCAUAAUUCCGAACUUAAAAUUGUAAUACCAAAAGUGAGAAAACCUAUUGAAAAAGAUUUUAUUUUAU
This is a messenger RNA of Mya arenaria, 3614 nucleotides long. RefSeq lists its product as uncharacterized. Bases 288 to 3176 code for a protein of 962 amino acids. The record is from RefSeq and is a predicted model, not a curated record. NCBI's taxonomy places the organism in Eukaryota, Metazoa, Mollusca, Bivalvia, Myida, Myidae. The transcript has 17 exons.